AUGGAAAAUGUGGAAGUUGCUACUUUUAACGAUCAAAUAGAUGAAUUAAAUGUAUUAUCUGAAGAUUUAACAUAUGCUGAGUUGUUAAUAAUAAAAAAAAUAAUGAAGCGUGUGUAUUUAUCGGGUGCUGCGAAGAAGAAGGCAAAAAAUGAAAAAAAACUUAAAGAAGAUAAAGGAAAACGUAAUUUACAUGAUUUCGGUUGGUGUACGUCAAGUAGGAACUUGGCUCAAAAUGAUAUAAACGAGCAACAAUGUGAUAUUGAUGACCCCAAAGUAUUAGAAAAUGAAAAAACCGUAAAUAUUCAUGUAGGAGAGUCCAUAAAAAGUAAAAUUGAUGAUACAGUUGUUCCAUAUCCAAAAGAAAUUAAUGAAAACGUUAUUAACACACAAAAUAAUGAGGUAGUUAAAUGUAUACCAAUGAACGAGAAUGAAAGUGUAAAGGAAUUAGAUAAAAAUGUUAUUGACAGUAAUAUAUUUUGUUCCAAAGGCAUUAUUGAAGCCAAUUAUAACAAACAAUCUGACGAAAUGUUUAAAUUAAGUAACGAUCCAGCAACUUGGAAAAAACUUAGUUUGUCAGAUCGCGACUAUUUAGCUGCAGUUGGUCCACCUACUAUGCCAUCAAAGUUUCCCCAUGAUGAACAUGAGAAUCGCUCUUUUCCGAUUUCACUUUUACAAAAAACCUUACCUAAUAAAGAAACAGUAAAACGCGACUGGCUUGUAUGGAGUACACUAAAAAAUGCUUUAUUUUGCUUUCCGUGUUGUCUUUUUUUAAGAGAUGAUGAAUUUGAGCCAUCGGGUUUAUGUAGAAAUGGUAUUGAAAAUAAUUGGAGAAAACUGUAUGACAAGAUCGAUAACCACGAAGGGAAUACGAAGCACAUAGAAAGAUAUUUAUUAUGGAAGGACUUGGUAGAAGCAAUAAAUGGUAGGAAAGGGAUCGACAAAGAUUUGCAAGUUUCUAUUAACACAGAGAAAGAAAAAUGGAGAAAACUCCUUCGGAUAGUAGUAGAUAUCACAUUGUUUUUAGCAGAAAAUAAUUUGCCAUUUAGAGGCAUACACUCAACGAUCGAUCAUGAUGACUGUGGACUUUUUAUUUCAACUGCAAAAUUAGUUAGUCAUUACAGCGAAACAAUGAAAAAUCAUUUGGACACUAUUAAGGAAUAUAAAGACAGUGACGGUACUCCAGAUGUGUCACACAAGGAACAAUUGGUAUUCGUUAUAAGAUAUGUUUUUGAAAAUGCUGGAACUUGGGAUAUACAAGAACGAUUUCUAACAAUGGUUGACUAUGAAAAAAAAACAGGAGCUGAUAUUGCAAACAAAAUAGAAGAAAUUUUAGUUGAAUGCAAUUUAGAUUUAGCACUAUGCAGGGGCCAAGGUUAUGAUAAUGCAGCAAAUAUGUCUGGCAAAUACAACGGCGUGAAAAGUAAAAUAAUAGAGAAGUAUCCUCAAGCUUUGUUUUCACCAUGUAGUGCUCACUCUUUAAAUCUAUGUGGAGUACAUGCAAUGGAAACCAGCCUAGAAGUAAAAACAUUUUUUGGAAACAUUCAAAAGCUAUACAACUUUUUUUCUUGUAGUCCAUCAAGAUGGAAGAUACUUCAAGAAACUGCUGGUCUUUCACUACAUUCAAUAUCAGCUACUAGAUGGAGUGCCAGAAUUGAUGCUGUUCGUCCAUUAUCUAAAAAUUAUUCCGGUAUUCUAAAUUCACUUGUUCGUGUUAAAAAUGAAAUUAAUCUACCUGCAGAUAAUCAUGCUGAAGCAGUUGGUCUGAUUUCAUGGUUACAUUCCUUUGAAUUUAUAUUGUUAACAACUAUCUGGUACAAGGUUCUUCAGUGUAUUGAUGAUCGAAAUAAAAUUCUUCAGAGCAAAAAAACUUCCAUAGAUGAAAGUUCAAUGCAUUUUCAACAAUUAGCUACAGAAAUUCAACAGAUAAAAGACUCUUGGAAUGAUUUAUUACUGGAGUCGAAAUCAGUAGCUUCCACUUUGAAUUUAACGACAGAAUUUAAGAUAACUUCAAGAGUUCGAAGAAAAAAACAUUUUCAUGAUGAUAUUUCAGAUGAACAGCCUUUCCAUGAUAUUGAAAACAAAUUUAAAGUUGAAGUGUUUGUAACCGCAUUAGAUAGGCUUUUAUCAGAUAUUUAUGGUAUUCAAGCAACUAUGGAGAAAAUAACAAACACAUUUUCUUCAAUAAUUAAUCCACCAGAUACAGAAGAACCAAGUGCUGAAUAUUUCAAAGCACAAGCUAAUAUAAUUUCAAGUGUAUAUCCUAAUGACGUGUGUGCUAAUGUAUUAAAAGAGGAACUACGAAUUUAUUUCAAAAUACACAAAAAAGGACUUCAAAAUAUACUACCUCAAAUAUGUAUUUGUCUUCGAAUACUUUCUACCAUUCCCACGUCUGUGUCAACGGGAGAAAGAUCUUUCAGUAAACUGAAAUUAAUAAAAAGUUAUUUACGUUCAACUACAGCAGAAAACCACUUAAAUCAUUUAAUACUUCUCUCCAUCGAACACAAGUUGGCAAAGACCCUAGAUUAUGAUGAUAUUAUUGACAGCUUUGCUGAAAAAAAAGCUAGGAAAAAGGUGUUCUGA
Messenger RNA from Rhopalosiphum padi (bird cherry-oat aphid), 2580 nucleotides. RefSeq names its product zinc finger MYM-type protein 1-like. Lineage: Eukaryota; Metazoa; Arthropoda; Insecta; Hemiptera; Aphididae. The transcript has 4 exons. Gene Ontology annotation, molecular function: protein dimerization activity. The record is from RefSeq and is a predicted model, not a curated record. The coding region runs from base 1 to 2580 and encodes 859 amino acids.